Molecule: messenger RNA, 555 nt
Organism: Lodderomyces parapsilosis
Lineage: Eukaryota; Fungi; Ascomycota; Pichiomycetes; Serinales; Debaryomycetaceae
Gene: PEX22
Product: Pex22p
Exons: 1
Coding region: 1-555 (184 amino acids)
Source: RefSeq, a predicted model, not a curated record
AUGAUGAGCAGAAAAGCACAAAGAAACCCCACAUUAUACUUGGCAGCUCUAAUAGCAACGUCAGCAGUGGCCAUAUCUUACAAAGUGUACGACUCAUAUAUUAAAUCGUCAUCAUCAUCAUCAUCGUCAUCAUCACAACAAGAGUCCAAAGGUAAGACGUCGUUAUCAACUACUAAAUCGUUCACCAUAUCUAAAAAGUACCUCAACAAGUCAAUUGCAAUCACACUUUCAUCAUCAUUCCUAUCGUCACAAUUGCCGCUUAAUGACAUACUUACUACACAAGAGAAUAUGAUUUUCAUUAUUCCACCAAAUUUGAAUGAAGAUGACUUGAAUUUGAAAAUACCACCAAAUUUUAAGCUAUUAAAGUGUUCGAAUGUACAAGGGUAUUUACAAAUAUUGAAAAAUCUAAAACCAGAUUGUUUAUUAUUGUGCAGUGAUGAUUUAGGUAUCAAUUAUAGCAACUUAUCGCUGGAUUUGCGUAAUUUCAUUAGAACAAUCAUCAAUGUUGAACAAGAUGAGGAUUUGUUGGUACAGGUUAGACCAGUUUUUAGUUAG